This is a messenger RNA of Chelonus insularis, 5501 nucleotides long. Its product is annotated as probable cyclin-dependent serine/threonine-protein kinase DDB_G0292550. Bases 32 to 1384 code for a protein of 450 amino acids. The transcript has a single exon. The record is from RefSeq and is a predicted model, not a curated record. NCBI's taxonomy places the organism in Eukaryota, Metazoa, Arthropoda, Insecta, Hymenoptera, Braconidae.
UCGUGCAAAGGUAAAUACUAUUAGUCGUACCAUGUGGCUUUGCGACAAUGAUCCACCAGAAUCUAGCGAUCAAGUUUUAUUUUUUUGUGAAGAACAAAUGAACAUUGAAUGUGACGAAUCAAAAGACUCUAAUCAUAAAAAUAACUCCAAAGGUUCUUCUGUGAAUCAUCAAUCUACGAUUAAUAAAUCUGAUAAUGAGGAACCAAAACAAAAGAAAACUGCAAACAUUUUUAAUUGGAAAAAAAAUAAAAAGAAUACAGAUAAUGUAUCUAAUCGUCGUGAUGUUGCGACUGGACCUGACGAGGACAAUCAGACUAGAAAAAAAUCUAUCGGCCUUGGUACUGAUGAUGAUUUAGAUCAAACAGGUCAUACAAUAUUAGUAAAAAUACAAAUGGAAAAUUGUUCCCAAUGUCCCGACAAUUCAAUAUCAAUUUUUUCACAUGAAACUCCUAACAAAAACAUAGAGCAGUGCAAAUUAAAAAAGAAGACUGUUGCAGUUCAGGUUAAUUUUAACUCAGUAGAAUCAGUAGUUGAGUCUCAUUGUUUAAAAAUAAGUAAUGUUCGUUGUUGUAAUAAAGUUACACGAACACAAAACAUAAAUAACAAUAAGGGAAAAAAGUGCAAUGGAGAUAGCGCUGAUGAUGACUCCAAUUCAUCGGAAUCAAAUCAAGUUCAUUUAUUAAAUGGAAAGAAUGUUAAUCAAUCUACAAAUGAUGAUGCAGAAAAUCAAGAAAAACCUAAAUUUCAAGGGAAAAGUCUUUCCGUUGAUAGACCAUCAAUAAAGAGUAGAAAAUUUUCAAAUGCAGUAAGUCCAUUGAAAAAAUUUAAUCGAUCUUCAUUAACUAUUACACCUGAUAAAGUUACUAUUAAUCAAAGUCUUCACUGUUAUAAUGGUCGUCCACCGUUUGCUAACAAUUUAUCGAAAUAUUCUCCGUGUGCCAGUCGAUUGGCUGCUAGUUCGAAAAUUCUUGGAAAUACAUCGCCAACAGCAAUAAGUCCUGAAAGUCCAUUACACGUAGCACGUCCCAAGAGUCCUCGUGCCACAGAUUCUUCGAUGGGAAAUUUUCUACAACCACUUUCUGCGGAAAAAGCUACACUUCAAACCAGUUUAUCAUUAAACAUUAAUCCGUUAAAAAAAUCUCAUUCAACGACAUCACGUAGUAGAAGUGUGGGUGACAGUUGCGUGACAUCUCCGACUAGUGAAGCAACAACUCUGAGUUAUUCACCAACUGGAACUGAAAUUGUAUCUCUUGAUGAAAUUGGACAACAAAUUCCAACUUCAAACAGUGUAUCAUUAUCGGCGCCUGACCUUAGAGCAUUACAUAAUGAAAAAUUAACGAUUUCUAUCAAUGUCCAAAAGGCCAAUCUUGAAACAAAGUGUUAAUUAUUCGCUAGCUACAUCUUGUACGUACACUAUUUAACUCAACGGCUUCAUAAAUAAUACAGCGACAGUAUUGGUCUAAAAUAUCCGAUCGAUUUUUCAUCUAUAUUGAAACUGAGAGUGAACGAUUAAUUGUUAUAGAUACCUUUCAACCUCGCUUCUAGUAACCCAUUUUUUGUACGUAAAAUAAUUUUUUAAAUUUUUUAUUUGCAUUGAGUUAUUCAUUUUUUACUUACUCUGAAUACAUGAAACUUACUAAACAUCAUCCUUUGUUGGAUCAUUGAAAACGCCAUAAGGAUGAUAUUCGUCAGAUACUGUGGCCUUUAUUUAAAUUACGUAUUUAUCGAGCUCAAAAGUUUUUUUAGUUUAUAAAUAAAUAUUAUUUUCAAUUUUAUAUCUGCAUGAUUUUUACAUCCAAAAAUUGAUAUAAAUAACAACGUAGUAGUGAAUACUAUUAAAGUUACGUUUUUAACUUUUUCAACUGUUCUCCAAAAUCUUUAAUUAUAUUAUUGUUGUGAACGUUUGGAGUCAUUCGGAUACUGGUGACCAUAACUGGAUAUCUGCGAGACUGUUUAAACGCGUUAACGUGUCGGAGUAAAUAUCAAUUUUUUUUUUUUUUUGGAUUUUAAAUUUGUAUAUAAAGAUGAAUUUCUUUCAAAUUGUUGUCCAUACAUAAAAAGGUAUUAGAGUGCCAAAAGAAAAGGUUGAAAUAUUUAAAACUGUUAAUAACAAUUAAUUAAAUUAUUUUUAAUUUUAAUUUUGUUUUACUAUUGACACAAUGCGUCGCAGGUUUGACUGGAGUCCAGCUCGAUGUAAAUUUAGCGAGAAUGUUAAUACUGCCCUACUUUCAUUGUCAAGCAUAUUUCUACUUCUUCUAGAAAUGCAAAUAUAUAUAAAAUAAAAAUAUCUUACUUAUAAUUAUAAAAAAGUAUACAUAUAAAAUAUAAAUAUAGAUAAAGUACCUAUCUACAUUAGAAUCGAUACUUUGCUAACCCACCAAAUAUACUGAAACAAAAAAAAGAACUGGAAAUCUUCCAUGCUAGUUUAGCAUUAUAAUUAUCAACAUAAGUAAUAAACAGACAAACUAGCAAUUACUAAAACUUCAAAUGUGCAGCAUUUAAUGCAAUUGUGUGUCUUACUGAAUAAACUUUUACACGAUAAUAAUGCAAAUAGCUAGGGACAAUACCAUUGCCAAACUUGACUAUGAAAUAGAUAAUCUUUAAUGAGAAAAAUAAUAGUUAAAAUAAUGGAUAAAUAAAUAAGUAUGUGUAUCGUAUUAGGUAAUGUGACCUUAAGUUUGGAGUAAUAAAUAAUUUGUCACUGAGAUGUAAAUAUAUGGAUACACAAGCUAAUAUUUUUUUCUACUGAUGUUUGAACAAAAAAAAAAUUACUCAAAAAAAAGAAAAAUGAAUACAGUUUCCAUCGUUCAUUCUAAUGUUUUUCACUUUCGCACGAUGAUUCGAUUAUUGUAAACAAAAUCGUACAGUUUAUUGGCGUUUAAAUGAUGUAUUAAAUUUUUGCACUAUAUUAAUAAUACUAUAGGUAGUUAAAUAUAAAUAUAAUGGUUUGUAGUUUUCAAGUUAAAACUCUGUUUUCCCUUAUAGAUUAUUAAUUGUUUAUUAAAAAUUUACAGUGAAAUCUUUGUUAGAUUACAGCCAUUAAAAAUUCUCUCUUUAUUAUUGUAUUCUCGUGAAAGAUUUAAGCAUGCAAUUCACGUUGAAAAAAAAUUUCAUUGAUUAUGUAUCUGAUUGACUAGAAUUUUUUUCAUUCGAUUAAAAUGUCUUUAAGACCACGAUUUAAUAGAAUGGAUGUGUUUCAUUAAUGGAAAUGAAAGACGUUUCUUGUACUUAAAUUAUUAUUGUUUAUCGAUUAAAUAAAAACUUUAUCGUGUAUUAACGAUUUUAUAAGGUUUUUAUUUAUAUAGUGAGUAGUAUUUAGAAAUCUCAUAGAACAAGCAUGCUUUAAAAAGUAUUUUAAUUGAUAAAAUUAUUGUCUUUCAUUAAUUAAAAUUUAAAAAUGUGAUUUUAUUACUUAAAUAAUCGCUUCUCAUUAGUUUCAAUUUUUUUUUUUUUCAAUGACUGUAAUUCAAUACAGGCUUCAUUGUAAUUCGUUACUGCUUGCUGUAAGAAUGUAUUUAUAACUAAACUCGUAUCAAUGAAAUGAUAUACAUUGAUAAGAGUUUAUUUCUAUUAAGUUAUCAUUUAAGAAAGUUUUAAUUUCUUCAUUCUUAUUGUAAUGUAUUCUCGAAUACUGCAUUAAUUAUGAAUAUAAAAAUUAUUCGAGAUUUACAAAUUUUAGGCUGAUUAUCGCCGAUUAACUGAAAUUAGUACCACAAAUGUAUGUCGAAUUAACCAUCGUUUGUAAUUAUUACACAGCGUGCGGCGUGUACUCAAGGCAAUCUGUAUGAGGGAAUAUGAGAUUAAUAUGUAUGAAUAUAAACGAAGAAAAAGUAAUAAUAAUAACAAUAAAAAUUAAACUAAUUUUCAUACUAUGUUAUUUGGAAUGAAACGGAUGCCAAUAAUUAUUAACAAAAUGUUAUAAAGUAUUGAUUUAUUUUUCCAACAUACGUUUUAAAAUUAAUGUUAAUCAAUUAUAAAAAGAAUGAAACCAUAGAAAAAAAUUUUAAAAAUCGUGUUCUCAAACUGUUUUAUUACUUUAGGCAGGAACAUUGUUGAUGAAAAAAGGCAAAACCAGAAAACAAAAAAAAAUGAUAUAGAAUUCACACUGUUAGUUGAUACCUCACAUUAAUCAUUAUUAUUAUUAUCAAAGACCUCAUUCCAUUGUCUCCUUAACUGUGUUAAUUAUUAAGCGAUAGUUAAAUUAUUAGUAAUCAUAAUGAUAAGAGAAUCAAGUAAUAAUAAUUAUACUGAUACGGUAUUGGUCAAAAAUAAUCCAACACAAUUAUAAUAAAAAACAUGUCAUUGUUUUAUGCUAAUUAUUCUUCAAAUAAUGUUUUUUUUUUUUUUUAUUUAUGAUGUAUUGUAAUUUAAAUUACAAUUUCAUCAUUACAUUACAUGAUAUAACAUUGUAACCCUUCAUGGAUAUUAAUGAGUUUUUCACUCAUGAAUAAGCUUAAAAAACAAGGAUAAAAAUGUUCCUAUUACCAUAAAAAUGAAAAAUUAUCCAAUGGAGUAAAUACUGUAAAAAAUAGCUAUCAAAUUCAAUAUUGUGUUGGAAUUAAUUAUCUAAAACGUCAUAAAAUGUAAAUUUAAAUAAAAAAUUGAUUUAUGCUAAAUAAUGAUUAUAUAUAAUUUAUUGAAAAAUUGAAUAUUAUAAUAAUCUAUGUAAUUUUGUGUUUGAAAUUUUUUUGGCCAUAACUGUAUUAUCUAAAGUGAUAAAUGGAAAAUAUCUAUAAUUCUUCAUGAGGGAUUUUGAAUAAACUUGAGUUGUUUGUGUUUCAUUUGUAAAGUGACAAUGAGGAUUUGUUUUAUUACCAUGCUGUACCUAUAAGUUAAUUAAUAAUGCAAUGUGUACGAUAGCAAAAUUUAUUCACUUACAAGGUAUGAAUUUAUGAGAUGUCGAUAUAUAUUCAUUGUUGUAAAUAUUGACGAACGAGCGUACGUUAUAUGGAGGUAAUAAGAGUAAAACAAGCUCAGUAACAAUCGUCGCAGAAAUUAGUAAUAUAAUAAUAAAUGAAAUAAUGUAUUGUUAUCAUCAGUAUAUUAUGUGCAUGUACAAUGAACUCGUUAAUUAACUAAAAUAUUUAAUAAUACAUUAAUUAAUAUAACCUGUGGUGGUUUUAAUAAUAAAUAUGUAAUAAUAUACUAAUUUCUGCGACAUUAAAUUUUUCACAAUUUUUUAAAAAUGAUCAAUCAACUUGUUUGCAUUUUACAUACGACAAGUAUAUCGUAAUUAUAAUGUGAAAUAAAACAAACUUCAUAAAUAAUGCAUUUAAUAUAUAAGUAAUAUAAAAUUAUCAAUCAUUUGUUGACAAAUCAAAUGUAUUUGUAAUAAUGAAAAAAGGAGAGAGAGUAAAAUUGAAUAACUUUCUUCUAAAAGUUAUAAUGAUGCAGGAAUGUUCAAGUAGAUAUUAAAAAUCAUUAUCCUAAAUCGUUGAUUGUGUAUAAUUACGAUGUGAAUAACAUAUAUGAGCACAAAACGAAAUUCUUUAUUAUUUAAA